This is a messenger RNA of Maudiozyma saulgeensis, 828 nucleotides long. Lineage: Eukaryota; Fungi; Ascomycota; Saccharomycetes; Saccharomycetales; Saccharomycetaceae. The record is from the annotation of a GenBank genome assembly.
AUGACGACACGUUCUAUAUUAUUAUUAACAUUUUUAUUACAAUUUAGUAAAUUUGUUCUAGGUGAUAUUGGAGUUAAUGAACCUCAGGCAGGGGACAUAUAUAAACCUAAGAAUGGUGAAAUUUCUAUGUCUAUUGCACUGUCAGAUAAUACAGAUUAUCCACAAAUGGCAGAUCUUAAAUUAUUUAAAAUUAAACUUUGUUCAGGUGCAAAUUCAGAUUUUGAUUGUCCAAGUUCCAUAGAGACAAGUUUAAGUCCCACUGAAUUUACUAAAAGUAUAAAUGCUGAUGACGGUUCAACAAUUUAUAGUUAUAAUAUAAGUUUUUCUGAUUCUAUUGUUGGUUCAGGUCAAUUUUUCCUCCAAAUUAAUGGAUUAGUUGAUAGUUCAAAUUAUGCUAUUCAUUAUAGUCCUAGAUUUUUAUUACAAAAUAUGGCAGGUGCCGUUGGUACAAAUACUGUUACAGCAUUAACAGAACCUUCAGCAGAUUAUAAUUUACCAAAGAAAGGUGGUGGUAAAAUUGAUAGUAGAUCUUUUACAAUUCCAUAUACUUUACAAACAGGUAUUAGUAGAUUUGCACCAAUGCAAUUACAACCUGGUUCAGUAGUAACUAAGACAAGUUGGUCAAAUAAGUAUCCAACAAGUACUGUCACAUAUUAUUCAACACUUGCAAAAUCAUUAGAACAAAUGACAACGAUUACCCCCGGUUGGUCAUAUACUUUUAAGAGUGAUUUUAAUUAUGUAUCUGUUGCACCUUUCCCAUCUGAUAAUGGUGGUUGGUAUGCACCAUCAAAGAGACAGACUUUAUCAGUUAGGAAAUUAAAUCGUUAA